Molecule: messenger RNA, 5830 nt
Organism: Acinonyx jubatus (cheetah)
Lineage: Eukaryota; Metazoa; Chordata; Mammalia; Carnivora; Felidae
Gene: EBF4
Product: EBF family member 4
Exons: 18
Coding region: 16-2124 (702 amino acids)
Biological process (GO): regulation of transcription by RNA polymerase II
Molecular function (GO): RNA polymerase II cis-regulatory region sequence-specific DNA binding; DNA-binding transcription factor activity, RNA polymerase II-specific
Source: RefSeq, a predicted model, not a curated record
GGCGGCGGCGGCGGGAUGGCCCGGGCCCGCGGCCAGGCCCCGGGGAGCGGCGGCCGGCGGCGGCCGCGGCGGGGCGGCGCGGGAACCGGGCCCCGGGGGGAGUCGGCCGGGCUGCUGCUGCUACUGCUCCAGGUGCUGCCGCCCGGGGCUGCGGCAGGGCCGGGGCGCCGGGGCACGCGGGGAGCCGGCGGCGGCGGCGUCUGCUGGCCCGGCGCUGCCCCUGCCUUUCCCCGGGACGCGCGGCUGCUGCUGCUCCUGCCGCCGCUGCCGCCGCUGUCGCCGCCGCCGCCGCCGCCGAGCUCCGCGCCAGCAGCCUCCGCCUCCCGGAUGGACACUCUGCCCCGCGGCGGGCUGAACCUGAAGGAGGAGCCGCUGCUGCCCGCCGGCCUGGGCUCGGUGCGCUCCUGGAUGCAGGGCGCGGGCAUCCUGGACGCCAGCACCGCGGCGCAGAGUGGCGUGGGCCUGGCACGCGCACAUUUUGAGAAGCAGCCCCCCUCCAACCUCAGGAAAUCCAACUUCUUCCACUUCGUGCUGGCCAUGUAUGACCGGCAGGGGCAGCCCGUGGAGGUGGAGCGCACAGCCUUCAUCGAUUUCGUGGAAAAGGACCGUGAACCUGGGGCUGAAAAGACAAACAACGGGAUCCAUUACCGCCUCCGAUUGGUGUAUAACAAUGGACUUCGGACGGAGCAGGACCUCUAUGUGCGCCUCAUUGACUCCAUGUCCAAGCAGGCCAUCAUCUAUGAGGGGCAGGACAAGAACCCUGAAAUGUGCCGAGUGCUGCUCACUCAUGAGAUCAUGUGCAGCCGGUGCUGUGACCGGAAGAGCUGUGGCAACCGGAACGAGACACCCUCUGACCCGGUCAUUAUUGACAGGUUCUUCCUCAAGUUCUUCCUCAAGUGCAACCAGAACUGCCUAAAGAAUGCAGGGAAUCCCCGAGACAUGCGCCGCUUCCAGGUGGUGGUGUCCACGACGGUGAGCGUGGAUGGGCACGUGCUGGCCGUGUCUGACAACAUGUUUGUGCACAACAACUCCAAGCAUGGUCGCAGGGCGCGCCGCCUGGACCCCUCUGAAGCUGCCACCCCCUGUAUCAAGGCCAUCAGCCCCGGGGAGGGCUGGACCACAGGAGGCGCCACCGUCAUUGUCAUCGGCGACAACUUCUUCGAUGGAUUGCAGGUCGUGUUCGGGAACGUGCUCGUGUGGAGCGAGCUCAUCACGCCCCACGCCAUACGGGUUCAGACGCCCCCGCGGCACAUUCCCGGGGUGGUGGAGGUGACCCUGUCCUACAAGUCCAAGCAGUUUUGCAAGGGAGCCCCCGGCCGUUUUGUCUACACAGCCCUGAAUGAGCCCACCAUCGACUACGGAUUCCAGAGGCUACAGAAAGCCAUCCCCAGACACCCCGGAGAUCCUGAGAGGCUGCCCAAGGAGGUGCUGUUGAAGCGGGCGGCCGACCUGGCGGAGGCCCUGUACGGAGUGCCCAGUAGUAACCAGGAGCUCCUCCUGAAGCGCGCGGCAGACGUGGCCGAGGCUCUGUACAGCGCCCCCCGCGCGCCCGCGCCGCUGGGACCCCUGGCCCCGAGCCACCCACACCCGGCCGUCGUGGGCAUCAACGCCUUCAGCAGCCCGCUGGCCAUCGCCGUCGGGGACGCCACGCCGGGCCCGGAGCCGGGCUACGCGCGCAGCUGCAGCAGCGCGUCCCCACGCGGGUUCGCGCCCAGCCCCGGCUCGCAGCAGAGCAGCUACGGCAGCGGCCUCGGCUCGGGCCUCGGCAGCUACGGGGCGCCGGGCGUGGCCGGCCUCGGCGUGCCCGGGUCCCCUAGCUUCCUCAAUGGCUCCACGGCCACUUCACCCUUCGCCAUCAUGCCCUCUAGCCCCCCGCUGGCCGCUGCCUCCUCCAUGUCCCUCCCGGCCGCUGCCCCCACCACCAGCGUCUUCUCCUUCUCGCCUGUCAACAUGAUCUCCGCUGUCAAACAGAGGAGCGCCUUCGCCCCCGUGCUGCGCCCACCCAGCUCCCCACCCCAGGCCUGCCCCAGAGCCCAAGGAGAGGGGCUUCCAGACCAGCCUUUUGAAGAUUCCGACAAGUUCCACUCUUCAGCCCGGGGGCUCCAGGGCCUGGCCUACUCCUAAUCGCGGUCUGCGGGUGUUGCCCCCACCGAGCCCGGACUGGAGGGCCCUCUGGGAUUCACACUCAUGUCCCGGAUGGCAGCACAGACAGAUGCAGAGCCAGGGCUUCGGGCAGACAUCAACCCAGGGGCCUGAACAGGCCUCCCUGUGCUUCAGGCCUCCAGCCCCACAGGCUUCUCUCACCUCCCCUUCUUGGGGCCGGUUGAAGGCCUAGCACUGUGCUGACGCUCUCGGCAGGAGAGCAUCCCGAGGUCCUGGGAUGCUGGGCCUUACUGGGUCGGUUCCUCUGGAAGAGAUGGGCCUUGUGCAGACCAGACCAUCAGGUGGCAGGAGCCGGGGAUGGGGACUGUGGGGAAGAGGACAGCUCAGGGAGAGGUCCUGUUGGUGUCUGACCCAUCACAACUGGCCCAGCAUCCCAACUUCUCUCCGGGGCAAAGGGUGGUGCCCAGUGGCCUCAGGAGGCCUGCCCAGGCUCCCAUGGAGCUUCCAGUGGCUGCUCGACCCCCAUGGCUGCUCCCUCUGAGGCCUGCACACUCAUGCUUGCCACAUUACCAAUCCCACUGGGGGCUUCUGGCGUGGAGGGUGCCGAAGAGGGAGUGCCAAGCCCCCCGAAUUGUGGGUCUUCCUUCCAGUGGCUGUCUUGUGGACUCUGGCCCCACACGCACAUGACUCUGGCCGGCCUCAUAGCACCAUGGAAUGGGCCUCGCUGCCACCGGCCUCAUAUUCUGCUCUGCUGGGGUUGGAGAAAUCAGAACAAUAAACACAGAUGCAGGUGGCCGCCCGGCCUCUCUUGCCUGCUUCCUUGGCGUGGCUCUGCUUUUCUCAGUGGUUCCGCAGCUCUCCUGGGGCCCCUCCCAGCCGUGUCCCCGUGCAGCCUUCUUGAACCUUGGGCUUCUUCAACAGCCCCAGCGUUCAACUGAGUAACCCGUGUGUGCUCUCAGGUAUUGGUGGGGGUGGUGGGCAGGCUAACAGGCCUGAGGACUUAGGACACGGGCUCUGCCUCUAGAGCUUAGGUAAGGAGCACGAUCUGGCCACUGAAAACUCAGUACCCCCAGCUGUCUGGCCAGGACCAAGGCAGGGAUUGUCAGAGGACUUCCUGGGAACCAGAGCAGAGCAGACCAAACACUGCUCAGUUGUACCAAGGUCAGAAGUGAGAUCCAUUCUGAAUGGAGGUGGCAGGGCCUCCCUGGGGCAGGGCAGGGUAGGGAAGCUUUUGGUCCUGAGGUUGCCUCUUUGAGCAAGUCCCAAUCACCCCCCUCCCCAAGCCUAGGCACCCUUGGCUCUCCUAUCUCAGAGUUUGGGAGGAGGGAUAGUAAAGUGGGAAGAUGCCCAGGCUCAUUUACCCCUCCCAGGAUGAAUUCCCGCCAUUCCCUGAGAUGUGUCCCCUAGAUCCCACAGGUCUAGCUGUCUGACUCUGGAAGCCAUUUUUUUUUUGACCCACUGUCCAGGGAGCCCAACAUCCAUCUUCAGGCCUCAGGCUUUACUCUCUUCAUGGUUGUACUCCUGGGCUCUGGCCUCUGGAAACGCUGUCCUUCCCCAACCCACGGGCCCUGCAGUCUUCUGGACAAACCCUUGCCAAGGCAGAUGGGGUGUUCAUGGCAUUCAGAGACCUUCACUCCCUUCCCUUGUGUCCUUGGCCAAUACCUGGGGAUUCAUCUCACCCAUGACAGGCCCAUGACAGGGGUAGCCUUCUGGUCAUCUCAGUGCUCACCUGGCCUCCCCCUCACUUCUGCUCCCAGCCCGUGUUGCAGAACCCUAAAGCCUGCCAGCCCAGGCCCUGCUCCAAUCAGGCUCCAAGCGGCUCCCACUGCCCCAGGCCCUCUCAGGCUGGACGCCAGCAGAACUGUAAUCUGCACUGGACGAAGGUGGUGGCUGGAUGGUGGUCACACUCCAGUUCUGUGGUUGAUAUAAAUGACAUGGGUUAUCUGUCCUCAAAGACCUCAACACUGUGCUCAGGCCCCCAUCCAAAUGAAACACUGCCCACUCCCUCCCGUGCAGCAGUCAGUUCUAAAUCAAUGAUGCUUUUGCCUUGGACUGAAUCGUGUCCUUCCAAAAUUCGUACACUGAAGCCCCAACCCCUCCUUCCAUGUGUUGUAUUUGUAGGUAGAACCUUUAAGGAGGUGAUUAAGGUUAAGUAAGGUUGGAAGAGUGGGGCCCUGACCUGACAGAACUGGUGUCCUUGUAUGAAGGGGAAGAGACUCCGGAGUUCUCUCUCUCCACUAUGUGAGGACACAGCGAGGUAUCCAUCUAUAAGACACAAAGAGAUGUCUUAUAAAUCACCAGGAACUAAAUCAGUUGACACCUUUAUCUGGGACUUCUAACUUGCAGAACUGCGAGAAAAUAUAUUUCUGCUGUUUCAGACCCUCAGUCUAUGGUUUUUCAUUACAGUGGCCCAGGCUGAUAUGAUGUUCUUUCCCACUUGUCUUAGUUUGGGUUCCCUUAGAAGCAGAACCUGAGACAAGUGCCCUGCUGGAGAACUCUGGGAGACAGCGUAGAACACAACUCAGAGCUUUCCCACCUGAGUGGCAAAGAAUCUGGGAUACUGAUCCUCCAGGCCUCCUGUGCAAUUGCCUGAGGCCUGCUCCCAGGAGAUUGCCCCUCUGGCACUUCUGGCCUGUCCUCCCAUCUGCACAGAAAAAGCCACCAGUUAGGCUUUUGUUGUAGGAUGUUGCAAGCAGGUACCGGAACUGGACUAUAAGUCCGAAGGGAUAUGGGCAAGCCACCAACAGCCUCCACUCCUAGCCCUUUAGAGAGGGAGCAUCUCCAGGAAUUUCUCUGCCUUCCUGCCACCGGUUUCCCGACAGAACCCAGCUGCUGUGUUCUGCAUCCUACCCUAGGGAUCUGGCGACCUUUGGGGCUGCGUGUAGCUCAGGCAGGACUCACUGUGGACAGGCUUCCCUGACUCAAGCAGAGCUAGGCAGCAGCUUUGACCAGCCCUCCUCCUGACUUCUGCAAAAUGCCCUUCUCCCCACCUGUACCUAUAUUGGCAGGACCCUUCUUCUUCCAGAAAGAAAAUUCUCCCAGAAAACCGGGAAGUGCCAUGCAUUUGGGGAAAAGACAGUCUUUUCAAUAAAUGACAUUGAGUCCACUGGAUAUUCAGAUGAAAAAAUUAAACUUGACCUCUGCCUCACACCAUACACAAAAAUUAAUUCUAGGUGGAUUCUGGAUCCAAAUGUGAAAGCUAAAACAAUAAAGCUUCAUGCCCUUGAAGAUGGACUAGAAGACUUUGGCCAGAGUAACCUCUAAGGUCUGUCUUCCCACUGCAUGGUCAAUUUUAUUUUAUUAUUAUUUUUUAAAGAGUUUAUUUUUUUAAGGAAUCUCUACACCCAACGUGGGGCUCAAAUUCACAACCCCAAGAUCAAGAGUUACACGCUUUACUGACUGAGUUGCCAGGGGCCCCUGCGUGAUCAAUUUUAGAAUGAGGUAAGCAUUGAACAUCCUUGAGGUGGUUCGAAUGGACCCCCAGAUAUCUUUUCUCUUCCCUGGGAUAACUUCUCUAAAUAAGAAAAAGUUCAGGGGCGCCUGGGUGGCUCAGUCAGUUAAGAGUCUGACUCUUGGUUUUGACUCAGGUCAUGAUCUCAUGGUUCGUGAGUUCGACCCUCACAUUGGGCUCUGCCAGGCUCUGCACUGACCAUGUGGAGCCCGUCUGGGAUUCUCUCUCUCCUUCUCUCUAUACCCCUCCCCCGCUCACUCUCUCUGUCUCUCUCUC